This is a messenger RNA of Cyprinus carpio (common carp), 709 nucleotides long. RefSeq lists its product as uncharacterized. The transcript is spliced from 3 exons. The coding region runs from base 182 to 514 and encodes 110 amino acids. NCBI's taxonomy places the organism in Eukaryota, Metazoa, Chordata, Actinopteri, Cypriniformes, Cyprinidae. The record is from RefSeq and is a predicted model, not a curated record.
UGAACUAUCCCUUUAAGGGCGCAGAAAAUGUGGUUGUAGACUUUGGUUUCUGUUGGUACGGUUUGUAAUUCGUGUCAUAAAACACUGAGGGUGAAAUUACAGCAGUCAUAUUCACACGCUUGUCUGCAGAGUCUCAAAGUUAACUUUAAAUUCCAUCUGGAAAGAUCAGAGUACAUUCAAAAUGAGUUUCCAGGUCUGUUUUUUAGAUAGACGAAAGGGGACUAAAAUAAAAGUUUCUGUUGCGAACUCUGAGGAGGAAUUCAAGAACACUACAGUUGAAGAAUUAAAAAGAAAACUCUUGUCUGAAGACAGCAGAUAUAAAGUCUGUGAACUUUACUGCAAUGACAAGCGUCUGUUUCAUGAUCGUACACUUGGCUCUCAUGGCAUUAAACACAAUGAUGUUAUUAUGAUUGCACCACCGAUGCUUCCACAAUGUCUCUCAUCUGAAGAUGAACGUGAAGGUGAAUUCAUAUUCAGGACAGAAUCUAUGGAGAAAUUAACUCUGAAUAUGUAAAUAUGUAAAUGCUUAAAGCUGUUAAAAAGCUUAAAGCAUGAUGAUGUAUAAAUUAGUUCAGUGCAUCAUUAAUGAAACCGCUUCACAUGAUCCACAGAGAAUUCUAAAAGCAUUCAUACUGAGUGUUGAUCAGAUAAAGUGUCAUAUCAGUCUAAUUUACUUCAUUCAACUCAAUAUUAAACAGUGUGUGAUGGA